GUCUAAAAGGGGGCGCGGUCAGCGCCGAGCCUUCUCACAGAGGCUGAGGCGGCCACGUCCCGCUACCCAAGGUUGUAGAGGCGUCCCUCCAUUUGUCCUGGGGACCUCCAGACAUGUCCGAGGUGAAGAGCCGGAAGAAGUCGGGGACGAAGGGAGCCCCGGCGGAGCCUGGGAAGCGGAGCGAGGGCGGGAAGAGUCCCGAGGCUCCGGGUGGUGGAGGCAGGGGCUGGGCCGACCCCCGGACCGGCGUGAGCCUGCUGUCACUGGGGACGUGCUUGGGCCUGGCCUGGUUUGUAUUUCAGCAGUCAGAAAAGUUUGCAAAGGUGGAAAACCAAUACAAGUUACUGAAGAUGGAAACCAGUGAAUUCCAAGGACUUCAAAGUAAAAUCAGUUUAAUUUCAGAAAAGCUUGCCUCUACUGAAAGUAUCCUGCAGGAAGCUACAUCCUCCAUGUCUUUGGUGACCCAGUUUGAGCAGGAAGUAGCCACCCUCCAAAGAAUCAUGCAUGACAUUCAAACCAGUGAAGAGAUGCUCACCCAAAAGAUGAAAAGCCUUAAUGAGAAGUUCCAGAAUGUUACAGAUUUCUGGAAGAGAAGCCUAGAAGAAAUGAAUGUUAAUACAAACAUUUUCAAAUCAGAAUCAAAACAUAUACAUUCUCAAGUCACUGUCCAAAUUAACUCAGCUGAACAGGAAAUAAAAUUGCUCACUGAAAGGCUAAACGAUUUGGAAGAUAGCACAGUCAGAAAUAUUAGAACUAUACAGAGACAAGAAGAAGAGGAUCUUCUGCGAGUAGAGGAGCAGCUUGGCUCCGACACAAAAGCGGUGGAGAAGUUAGAGGAGGAGCAGCAUGCUCUCUUUGCCAGAGAUGAAGACCUGACUAACAAACUCUCCAGCUAUGAACCCAAAGUUGAAGAAUGCAAGACACAUUUGCCGACGAUUGAAAGUGCUGUUCACUCUGUUCUGAGAGUCUCUCAGGAUCUGAUCGGGACAGAAAAGAAAAUGGAAGACCUGACCCUUCAGAUGUUUAACAUGGAAGAUGAUAUGCUGAAAGCAGUAUCUGAAAUCAUGGAGAUGCAGAAGACCCUGGAAGGAAUUCAGUAUGACAAUAGCAUAUUAAAGAUGCAGAAUGACCUGGAUGUUCUCAAAGGAAAAGUUCACGAUUUUAUAGUAUAUUCAAGCACAAGAGAAAAGGGGACUCCAGAAGAAUAUAAUCUAGAAAAUAAAGAAAGCGAUAGUGACUUCUAAAUGCACUGCAUUUAUUCUGAUGAACCACACUAUUAUGCACACGCUGAUUAGCUCCAGGCUUCUGAGUUAUUUCCAUAUGCCUCACUUCAUCCUAAAUUAUUAGAAAGUAAGUGAGACACCACAAAAAUGGAUUAUCCAAAUAAUCAAACCUUAUCUUUUUAAGCAAUAAAAUUUUUCAUUUUAACCAUUUAAAAUAGAGAUAUUUUAAAAAUGUUUCUCUGCUUUUUUGAAGUAUAUACUUAAUAUUUUUAAAUGUUUUUCUGAUAAUUGUGUAUCUGCUCAAUCUCUCAGAUGUGUCCAAAUCUCUGUGGCCCCAUGAACCAUAGUCCACCAGGCUCUUCUUUCCAUGGAAUUUUCCAGGCAAGAAUGCCGAAGCAGGUUACCAUUUCCUAUUCCAGGGAAUCUUCCUGACCCAGAGAUGGAACCUGAGUCUCUUGUGUUUCCUUCGUUGGAAGGCAGAUUCUUUACCACCUGCACCAUUUGGGAAUCCCCUUUCUAAUAGUUAACGGACAUUAUUAGGAAUUUCAUUUGUUAUAUUGGACCCAAAUAUAUUACUGUUCCUAGGAGCUAUUGAGAGGUGUUCAUGUCCUUACUCAAUGACCUCAGUUUGCUAUUUUUCAAGUCUUAAUGUCUCUUCCUUAUACCUUUUCUGUCACCUGAAAAAGGGUUGCACUGAGCUGAUCUUACCAUCAGGUUGAUCAGUAAUGUGUUUGCCUCCACCAGUUCUUCAUUUCUGUUGUAGUUUACUGCAGGCUAAGAAUCCAGACAAUUUUCUACAAAAUAAAACAUGCCUCGGGUGCUUUGCAAUGAAAUGAUAAUGCACUUUUUGGAAACUGAGGAGCCUGGGAAACAUUUUUACGUUUUGUUAAGGUUCUAAACUGUUACAGAUAAUUGUAAGAACUUUUUUAAAAAAGAGUAAACCCGUUCUUUUUGAAGAAUUUCCCUUUGAA
Messenger RNA from Capra hircus (goat), 2194 nucleotides. RefSeq names its product IKBKB interacting protein (gene IKBIP). The coding region runs from base 114 to 1244 and encodes 376 amino acids. The transcript is spliced from 3 exons. NCBI's taxonomy places the organism in Eukaryota, Metazoa, Chordata, Mammalia, Artiodactyla, Bovidae. The record is from RefSeq and is a predicted model, not a curated record.